This is a messenger RNA of Lathyrus sativus (Indian pea), 453 nucleotides long. The record is from the annotation of a GenBank genome assembly. NCBI's taxonomy places the organism in Eukaryota, Viridiplantae, Streptophyta, Magnoliopsida, Fabales, Fabaceae.
AUGGAUGAUGCUUUCAAAUUCAUCAUUCAGAAUCAUGGACUCGACACGGAAGCCGGAUACCCCUAUCAGGGUGUUGACGGAACAUGCAAUGCAAACAAAGCAUCCAUCUAUGCAGCUACUAUUACAGGGUAUGAAGAUGUCCCUGCCAACAAUGAGCAGGCGCUGCAAAAAGCUGUGGCAAAUCAACCGAUUUCAGUAGCCAUUGAUGCUAGUGGAUCUGACUUUCAGUUUUACAAAAGUGGUGUUUUUACUGGUUCAUGUGGAACUGAGUUGGAUCACGGUGUCACUGCCGUGGGCUAUGGUGUCAGUAAUGAUGGAACCAAAUAUUGGUUGGUUAAGAACUCAUGGGGAACUGAUUGGGGUGAAGAAGGAUACAUUAUGAUGCAAAGGGGAGUCGAAGCUGCUGAAGGCCUAUGUGGCAUUGCGAUGCAAGCAUCUUACCCUACUGCAUAA